Eupeodes corollae is the source of this 2535-nucleotide messenger RNA. Its product is annotated as collagen alpha-5(IV) chain-like. The record is from RefSeq and is a predicted model, not a curated record. The transcript is spliced from 6 exons. The coding region runs from base 50 to 2524 and encodes 824 amino acids. NCBI's taxonomy places the organism in Eukaryota, Metazoa, Arthropoda, Insecta, Diptera, Syrphidae.
AAGAAUGAUUCUACUUUACAUUUUAUAAAACUACUUUUAUUUUAAUCUGAUGACAAAAUAUAAAAGACUUGUAAUUCGAUUUGAUUUUCACAGAAGACACAUGAAGAUGAAAGUGACAGUAACAUUGUUGGUUUUAGGUGCUGCCACAUUGGCUUCUGCCUCGUUCAAUGCAGAAAUCAACAUCAUUAAGGAUGAGGAUAAAUCAUCAACAGCAAUUGGAGAUAUGUCAAUGUAUAAUAAAUUCUACAAACCAGUUGAAUCAGGUCCAAAACCAAUUAUUGUUGCAUACAAACCACAAAGUCAAGGAUAUUAUGGACAACAACAUUAUAGUGGUUCUAAACAACCACAAUAUUAUCCAGUACCUGUGCCUUACCCUAUGCCAUCUCCAUCAGGACCACCUGCAUAUCCACCAACGUAUCCACCAAUGUAUCACCCCAUGUAUCCACCAAUGAAUCCACCAUCACAAGAUCAAUGCGUUUGUAUUCCCGGACAACCAGGACCACCAGGUUUUAGGGGAGCACCAGGUGCUAGUGGAAAUCCUGGCACACCUGGACCCAAGGGAUAUAAUGGUUAUCCAGGUGAAACAGGUAUGAAGGGUGACAAGGGUCCUACCGGUACACCCGGUGGUACGGGUUUACCUGGUGCAAAUGGUGCUCGAGGUCCCACUGGUGCAGCAGGACCGCGAGGUCCAGUAGGCGAAACAGGAACGACCGGAGAUGAAGGUGCAAUUGGUGCACCAGGUUUACCGGGAGUUGAGGGACCCCCAGGACCUAAAGGAGAACAAGGAUUACCAGGGCUACCAGGAACUCCAUCUCGCCGUCGUUUUUAUAUCCAAAUUAUUGGUACCACUUUGGUUUCAUCCAAUUUGGAAAGGAAAAUAACAGUUCAGGAUGGAGGGGAAUAUCAAUCAGGACAAGAAGUUGAAAUUAUAAAUGGUCCCAAAAAAUUUUAUAUGAAGCCAAAACCUGUUGUUGUACCAUAUCAAUAUAAUCAGAAUUAUGAAUAUUCUUCUCCAAAACCGAUGUAUUAUCCUUAUGCAUACCCCGUGCCAUAUCCACAACCGCAACCACAACCAUACCCUCAACCAUAUCCACCGCCAUAUCCACAACCAAGUCAAUGUAUUUGCAUCCCUGGUGCACCCGGAAGACCUGGUUAUAGGGGAGCACCUGGUCAAAAUGGAAACCCAGGUGUUAAAGGAAGCAAAGGUUAUCCAGGUCUUAUCGGAGACACAGGUUUACCUGGAGAUAAAGGUGUUAGAGGUCCACCAGGUCAACCAGGCUUAAAUGGAGAAAAAGGUCAGAAGGGUGCAGAUGGCAUAAGGGGACCAACAGGCGCGAACGGUAUUAAAGGAGAACCUGGACCUCAAGGACCACCAGGAUUACCAGGCUUACCGGGACCUGAUGGUCCACCCGGAAAUAGUGGUAUACCAGGACGACCAGGUCGACCAGGUCGGCCAGAUCGACCACGACCUAGGGAUAAUAUUCAUAACUCAAUGAAGAUGAAGACUGAUAUUGUUGCUGGAAAACAAAUUAUUUUUGUGUUAAUUUUUACUUUUAGUUUUCUUGGAGCUGUGAAAUCUCAGUCAAAUUCUAAAUCAUUGCUGGGAAAGAACAGCGAUAAGCAAUUGGUCACUAUAGAAACUUUGUCAAAGAGUGAUAUUGGUGGUGGGAGUUCUUUAGGACAGUAUCAACAACAAUAUCUUCCAAUAUUGUAUCCAUAUCAGCAAUAUUAUGUCUAUGGCAACCCUGUUGUUCCAAUAUUGCCCUCUAUACCAAAUUACAACCAGAAAUGCCGCUGUCUACCAGGACCACCGGGUCCACCUGGCUUGCCAGGUCCUAAGGGUCCACAGGGAUACCCUGGAGUGAAGGGUGAGAAGGGAUAUCCUGGUGAAAUUGGUUUACCUGGAGACCAAGGCCCCAAAGGUGAUAGAGGGCUUCCGGGUCCUCCAGGUGCACAAGGAAUAAUGGGAGCGAAAGGAAAUCCUGGAAGUAUGGGAUCACCAGGCCUGUCAGGUUUACCGGGUUCUCCUGGCAUUAGAGGUGAGAGAGGCCCUACGGGAGCAGUGGGACCAAUUGGAGAAACCGGUCCACCAGGUGAACAAGGUGAGCAAGGGCUACCGGGACAAACUAUUAUUAGAGAAUUUUUGCAGCAGCCAAAUUUACCAUCUGAAACAGUAGAUGAAUCAAAUGAUUACGAUUAUGAGGAAAUCAACAAUCCUGCAACUUUAGUUGAUAAUGAAGCACAAACUAAUAAAUCUUUUCAACGACUGUACCCCAGUUAUAUCCUCCUGGACUUUGGAUACUUUGACAUCCAUAAAAAUAAUAGAAGUGACGCAGAAAAAGAGAACAUCAAUGAUAAUAUUGUCGAAGAUGAUGAUUCUGUGCAGGUUGUGGAAUAUUUGGAUGAUUUUGAAGAAGAACUAAAUGAAGAACGUUCAGCCAGUUUAAGUUUGCAGAAGCAACAGAGACAUACAAAAAGUUUACUUAGGAAUCCAUUUCAAAGGUAUUUGAGUAAUUUUGCUUAGAAGUAGAAUUU